UCUAUUGGGCCAAAAAGUGUAAAAAAUUAUUACAAAGCUCCUGAUACAUUGUUACAAUAGCAGUUGAAAAAUAUUAAAAAUACAUAGGCACUGAAUAACCCACUGUGCAAUUUAGGUUACAGAACAUUGUUGCGAUGUAUGAUAUAAGUUGCAAUGCUAACAUCGCACCUCGACGUUACCAAAACAUCGUGUUGAACGGUUUAGUUUACAAAUAUUUUAAGUUUAUAUAUAAACAACCCAGAAACGUUGACGUUUCAACAUCUCUGAAACAAGUUGCUGUAACAGUACAACAACAGCGUAGUGAUGUGACGGAGAACUAUAUUUAUAUUUUUAAUAAUAAUAACAAAUUAUUUCAAUUAUUAUUUAUAAAUAGACAAAUAUGGUGGUAUUUUUAUAUUUUUUUUAGCUAUAUCCCACGCUCGCCGCUAAAGCGCGGCUAUAGCUAACCCACCCACAGGCCAACAGUCACCAACAUAAUAUUUUGAACACUGCAUAUUAGGUAUUGCAUUUUCAACUGUAACAAGUGACGCAAUUACUAUUGUAAACCGUUUUUAUCCGUCUGUGCAUUAAACGUUUUUUUUAUUUUUUAAUAUUCGACUACCUAUACUAGCUGUACUAUAGUACCUAUAGGCUAUAUUAUGUACGAUGACUGAAACUAGUUUAAAAAAGUCUAAAACAUGUAUGGACCCUCAACACAUAGAUAUAUUAGAGAAGAUAAACCAAGGAAUUGUUGAAAAUAAUCUAAUGUUAAGACGUUUACUGGCAAAAAUGGAGGUGAUGGAAAGAAACCAAAAAGUAAAAUGUACUGGAGGCGAUAUAUUCUUGAGCCCAGCAUUUAUUGCACAGUUCCCUAUUAUAGAUUUAGAUAAAUUCAAAUUAGUGGAAGAUUGUAUAUUAAAUGAGCCAGAAUAUGUUCAAAAUCGUAGUAUUUAUAACAUAUGUGUAACAAAUAGCUGA
Molecule: messenger RNA, 957 nt
Organism: Acyrthosiphon pisum (pea aphid)
Lineage: Eukaryota; Metazoa; Arthropoda; Insecta; Hemiptera; Aphididae
Exons: 2
Coding region: 646-957 (103 amino acids)
Source: RefSeq, a predicted model, not a curated record